This is a messenger RNA of Panicum virgatum (switchgrass), 806 nucleotides long. Its product is annotated as RING-H2 finger protein ATL70-like. The transcript has a single exon. The record is from RefSeq and is a predicted model, not a curated record. NCBI's taxonomy places the organism in Eukaryota, Viridiplantae, Streptophyta, Magnoliopsida, Poales, Poaceae. Bases 41 to 508 code for a protein of 155 amino acids.
GCACGCGCGGCCGGCCGGGGUCCAUGUUGGCGGCGGCGCCAUGGCCAAAGACUACGUGCUGAUCCUGGCAUCGGUGGCGGCGAUGGCCGUCAUCUCGGCGGCCACGUUCCUGUGCUCCCGGCGGCGGCAGGCGCCGUCGCCGUCGCAGCGGCGCGCCGCGGCGGGCGACGUGGAGCUCGGCCAUGGCGUGGCCGGGAUCGACGAGGCCGUCCUGUCCGGGUACCCGACGCUGGUGUACUCGUCGACGUCGCCGGAGAAGAAGGACGAGGAAGAAGCCGCGGGAGCACCGGGCGGGUCCGACGCGGCGCGGUGCGCGGUGUGCCUGGCGGACUACGCGGACGGCGACGAGCUCCGGCGGCUGCCCGACUGCCAGCACACGUUCCACCGGGGGUGCAUCGACCAGUGGCUGCGCCGGCGGCCCACCUGCCCGGUCUGCCGAGCGUCGCCGCCGCCGCCGGCGGGGAAGGCGGCGGCAGCUAGCACCGCCGCCGUCGCCGCCGGAUCAUAAGGUCGGUCGUGGGGCCCGGCGGCGUGUGCGACGUCGAUGCAUGGACAGCGCGUGCAGCCAAGAGAGUUUCUUUGGUGUCGUGACCAUUUUGCGUCGUAUAGCCAUAGCUUGGACAAUGCAGAGGACAGGAGAGCGGCGAAACUUACAAAAUUCUUUUAUUAUUUUGAAAUUGUUAUAUAUUUUACCUUCUUUCUUGUACAUAGCUUGUGCAGCAGAGUAGAUCAUGGAUACCCACAAGGCCAUGUACUCCUUUGGAAAUGGCUGUGCUUUCCCUUUCCCAAAAGCAAAGCAAAAAAAA